Molecule: messenger RNA, 7443 nt
Organism: Dromiciops gliroides (monito del monte)
Lineage: Eukaryota; Metazoa; Chordata; Mammalia; Microbiotheria; Microbiotheriidae
Gene: ATP2A3
Product: ATPase sarcoplasmic/endoplasmic reticulum Ca2+ transporting 3
Exons: 22
Coding region: 209-3322 (1037 amino acids)
Biological process (GO): calcium ion transmembrane transport; intracellular calcium ion homeostasis
Cellular component (GO): membrane
Molecular function (GO): P-type calcium transporter activity; ATP binding; ATP hydrolysis activity
Source: RefSeq, a predicted model, not a curated record
CCCCGCCCCAACCUUGCCUCCUCGAGCUCAGUGGGGCGGGCGCACACCCCAUCCUCGGCUCAGCCCCCCACCCCGAGCCAGGUCGACUCCUCGGCUCUGGCCGCCCGCGGGCCAAGUUCCUGGGCGGCUGUACCUCGCCGGGCUCCCGGGCCGGGUCGUGCCAGCCUGCGUGCCAGCCUUGCCAGUCUGCGUGCGCCCCUGGCGAACCAUGGAGGCCGCCCACCUGCAGCCAGCCGCCGCGGUGCUGCGGCGCUUCUCGGUGCGGGAGAGCUGCGGGCUGAACCCCGAGCAGGUCCGCUGUAGCCGCCAGAAGUACGGGCUCAAUGAACUCCCAGCAGAGGAAGGGAAGUCCCUGUGGGAGCUGGUGCUGGAGCAGUUUGAGGACCUCCUGGUACGCAUCCUCCUCCUGGCUGCCUUCAUAUCCUUUGUCCUGGCCUGGUUCGAGGAGGGCGAGGAGACGGUAACAGCCUUUGUGGAACCGAUGGUGAUAAUCCUUAUUCUUGUGGCCAACGCUGUCGUGGGUGUGUGGCAGGAGAGAAACGCAGAAAGCGCCAUUGAGGCCUUGAAGGAAUAUGAGCCUGAGAUGGGGAAGGUGAUCCGCAUGGACCGCAAGGGCGUGCAGAGGAUCCGGGCUCGGGACAUCGUCCCCGGAGACAUUGUGGAAGUGGCAGUUGGUGACAAGGUGCCUGCAGACAUCCGUCUCAUUGAGAUCAAGUCCACUACCCUGAGAGUUGACCAGUCCAUCUUGACAGGUGAAUCUAUGUCUGUGCUCAAGCACACUGACCCCAUCCCUGACCCCCGGGCUGUGAACCAGGACAAGAAGAACAUGCUGUUCUCGGGCACCAACAUCGCUUCAGGCAAGGCCGUGGGCGUGGUCGUUGCCACAGGGGUGUACACGGAAAUUGGGAAGAUCCGCAACCAGAUGGUGGCCACGGAGCCAGAGAAGACCCCCCUGCAGCAGAAGCUGGAUGAGUUCAGCCAGCAGCUGUCCAAGGUCAUCUCCAUGAUCUGCGUGGCCGUGUGGGCCAUCAACAUCAGCCACUUCAGCGACCCAGUCCACGGUGGCUCCUGGAUCCGCGGCGCCAUCUAUUACUUCAAAAUUGCGGUAGCCCUGGCGGUGGCAGCCAUCCCCGAGGGGCUCCCUGCCGUCAUCACCACCUGCCUGGCGCUGGGCACCCGGCGGAUGGCCAAGAAAAACGCCAUUGUCCGUAGCUUGCCCUCCGUGGAGACCCUGGGCUGCACCUCCGUUAUUUGCUCCGACAAGACCGGGACGCUGACCACCAACCAGAUGUCUGUGUGCCGGAUGUUCAUCAUUGACCAGGCAGAGGGAGGGGACUGCAGCCUCCAUGAAUUCAGCAUCACAGGCUCCACCUAUGCACCUGAAGGCCAAGUGCUGAAGGACGGCAAGCCCAUUCACAGCAGCCAGUAUGAUGGGCUGGUAGAGCUGGCUACCAUCUGUGCCCUCUGCAAUGAUUCAUCCCUGGAUUACAGUGAGUCCAAGAAGAUCUAUGAGAAGGUUGGAGAAGCCACAGAAACAGCCCUCACUUGCCUGGUGGAGAAGAUGAACGUCUUUGACACAGAUGUGAGCCAGCUGUCCAAGGUGGAGCGAGCUGGAGCCUGCAAUGCGGUCAUCAAACAGCUGAUGAAGAAGGAGUGCACCUUGGAAUUUUCCCGGGACCGCAAGUCCAUGUCUGUGUACUGCACACCCAUCGGCCCAAGCCAGCCCACUUCAGGCAGCAAGCUGUUUGUGAAGGGAGCCCCUGAAAGCGUGAUCGAACGUUGCAGCUACAUGCGUGUGGGCACCCGGACCGUUCCCCUCGGCCCUGCAGCCAGGGAGAAGAUCCUGGCUCGGAUCCGGGACUGGGGUACAGGCAUGGACACCCUGCGCUGCCUGGCCCUGGCUACCCGAGAUUCCCCUCACAAGAUGGAAGAUAUGCAGUUGGAUGAUGCCACCAGGUUCAUCAAUUAUGAGACGGAGUUGACCUUCGUGGGCUGCGUGGGGAUGCUGGACCCUCCCCGGAAGGAGGUUAUGUCGUCCAUCGAGAUGUGCCGCAAGGCAGGGAUCCGAGUGAUCAUGAUCACCGGGGACAACAAGGGCACGGCCGUGGCCAUCUGCCGGCGCAUCGGCAUCUUCGCCGAGACCGAGGACGUGUCCAGCAAGGCCUACACGGGCCGAGAGUUCGACGACAUGGCCCCUGAGCAGCAGCGCGAUGCCUGCCGCAAAGCCCGCUGCUUCGCCCGCGUGGAGCCGGCCCACAAGUCUAAGAUCGUGGAGUACCUGCAGUCCUUCCAAGAGAUCACGGCCAUGACUGGAGAUGGCGUGAACGACGCCCCUGCCCUCAAGAAGGCCGAGAUCGGCAUCGCCAUGGGCUCCGGGACCGCAGUGGCCAAGUCCGCGGCAGAGAUGGUGCUCUCGGACGACAACUUCUCUACCAUCGUGGCUGCGGUGGAAGAAGGCCGGGCCAUUUACAGCAACAUGAAGCAAUUCAUCCGCUAUCUCAUCUCCUCCAAUGUUGGAGAAGUCGUGUGCAUCUUCCUGACAGCCAUCCUGGGCCUGCCCGAGGCACUGAUUCCCGUUCAGCUGCUCUGGGUGAACCUGGUGACCGACGGGCUGCCAGCCACGGCCCUUGGCUUCAACCCCCCUGACUUGGACAUCAUGGAGAAGUUACCCCGGAACCCCCAGGAGCCCCUCAUCAGCGGCUGGCUGUUCUUUCGCUACCUGGCCAUUGGAGUGUACGUGGGCCUGGCCACCGUUGGGGCAGCCACAUGGUGGUUUCUGUAUGACGCAGAAGGACCUCAGAUCACUUUCCACCAGCUGAGGAACUUCAUGAGAUGCACGGAGGGUAACCCACUCUUCGAGGGUGUCGACUGUGAGCUCUUUGAGUCUCGGUACCCGACCACUAUGGCUCUGUCAGUGCUGGUGACCAUAGAGAUGUGCAAUGCCCUCAACAGUGUGUCUGAGAACCAGUCUCUGCUUCGGAUGCCCCCGUGGCUGAACCUCUGGCUGCUUGGAGCCAUCAUGAUGUCCAUGGCCCUGCACUUUCUGGUCCUUUAUGUAAAGCCGAUGCCUCUCAUCUUCCAGGUGACCCCACUGAGUGGGCAGCAGUGGGCGGUUGUGCUGAAGAUGUCCUUGCCUGUCAUCUUGCUGGAUGAAGGGCUUAAGUACCUGUCCCGAAACCACCUGAAUGGAAUCCUCAGGACAGCCUCCCAGGCAUGGAGCAGUCAUCCUCCCCCAGGACCUCCCCUGGACACCCCACAAAACCCGAAGAAAAGAACCGGAAAUGAUGGAUGCGACCCCUGCGCACUCUCACUUUCUGCCUGAAGCCUCGGGGGCUGGCUCUGCGGUCAGCGUUCAGUCGGGCAGCUCAGCGGCUGGCCAGUGAAUGCCUGAAAGCAACAUUUGGAUCCUCUGGGUUCCUGCCCCUCCAGUUUUGUUUGUUUGGAGAUUUUGUUCGCAUGUGUCUGUAGCCCCUGCCCUCCUUAGGGCUCUGCCUCUCCCAUGCUUGUGUCUCAUCCGUAGUCUGUCUGUCUCUCCACCCCACCCCUAUCUCUCUGAUAGUCACCUUCCAUCUCUCUGAGCCUGCUCCUCUGUGUUGCUCUCUCUGUCUCUCUCUGUCUCUUUGUCUCUCUGUCUCUGUCUGUGUCUCUGUUAUCUUUGUCGUCUCUGUCUCUCUGUCUGUGUCUCUCUCUGCCUGUCUCUUUCUGUCAUCUUUGUCAUCUCUGUCUGUCUCUGUCUCCCUUUGUCUCCCUUCUCCCCACCCCACCCCCAUCUCUCUCAUUGUCCCUUCUGGUCUCUCUGGGCCUGCUUCUUUGUGUGGGUCUCUUGCUCUUUCUUCCUCCCUUGGAGGCCCAGGUGUGAGGCUGCUCAUUCUCUGGGAGACCUGAAACCUUCCUGGGUUCCUUCUGCCCCCAGAGGCCUUUCCAGGGCUGGCUCGCCAGUGGGCGCACUGGUGCCAGACCUGCAGGCUCUCUUGGCCUUGAGGGGCCCGUCCCUGCAGACCCCUGAAGGUUAGUUUCAGAAUUUUUACUCAGUAUCAUCGCUUCACAGCUAGAAGGGCCUCAGAGGGCCUCUGUGCCAGGCCUCUUUACAGGUGGGGAAGCUGAGGCUGAGGGAGGUGUCUGGACAGGAGUAGGGGCAGAGGCAGGCCGUGCACGCCCUCCUUACUGAGGAGCAGUUGGAAGGACUGGGCCGCUCCCACUCAGAAUCUCCACCCCCAGAGCCAGCAUGCCCUCUCCCCUGAGCCUCUUUGCCUGUUUCCUUUGCUCGGCCCCUGGAAAACCCCUUGUUUCCUCCCACCUUGCCCAGUGGCCAGGGUUCUCUUGAGGUCCUUGGGAGAACCCCCCCCCCAUCCCCAACCAUGGUCCUCCUGGGAGCUCCUUCCUGGAGCCCAGCAGAGGUGGCAACAUCACCCAUGAGACUCUGCCUAGCUGGGCCCUCAAUCCCAAGAAGACCCCCCCACUCCCCCUCCCCAGAAUAGCUGCUCCCAGCUCUUAAGGAAGGACCCCCCACUCCAGCUGGGGGGCUUCUGGGGGGCCUGUGAGUAUAGAAGCAAAGAGACAGAGGCUCUCAAGCCCAGGCCUGGGGGUGGGGUGGGGCUGGUGUCUCACUCACCUCCACCCAACCUGCCCAGGUGAGCCCUGUGGCACCAGCCUCUGGCCUCUCCAUCCCAUGCCCAGCUCACCUCUGGUGUGGGAAGAGGGGGCCCAGUGUGAACCUAGGGACAACUGUACAGACUGGCUUAGGACAGCCCAAUGGCCAAGGCCACACAGACCACCAGCGCGUGCCUGCGACGUUCUUUGUUCACUCACAUGGGAAAGACUCAGCAACACCAGCCCCCGAUCCUCGGGGGCCUUCUGGAGACAGCGGCACACUGCUCACCGUCCCUGGCCCAGCCUGUCGGUCUGUCUCUGCAAGCAGCUCUUGGGGGUCAUGCCUGGGCUCUGCACUGCACCCACCACCAUCUCCAGCUAAGCUCUAGCCCUUCCCCCCCACACUGCCCAAGGCCUGGAGCCUGACCCUGCUUCUGUAUCCAAGCACUUUUGUGACCUUUGCUCCUGGGGCGCCAUCUUGCCUAGCCGUGGGUGAAUGGACGGAAGGAGGCCGGCAGAGGCUCCUGGGGUUUAGAUUCUCUACAAAGCUGGGAGGGGAGCGGAAGAAUGGAGAGGACGCCCAGCCCGGCUUCCUGCCUUGAGCGCCUCUGGCCAAUGAGACCUGGCUUGUCCUCCUCCUCUGGGAGGCCCCUGUACCGUCCAGGGGGGUGGGGAGGGGCUUGGGAAGCCACCUGGGUGGGGGGGGGCAUCUCCCCCUGCGCUCCCCUCCUGUGAGGACAGAGGCAGCUGCAGGGGAGGGAGCAGGAGGGGCAGCAGGCUGGGGAGGGGUAUGGCUUCCAUUCCCUUGGGCUUGCCCUCUGUCCCACCUGGGGCACCGGCCCCCCGCUGAGCCUCCCCACCAAAGCCUCAGAAUCCCCAGGAGAGCCUGCUGCCUGCCCCCAAGACUGCAAUAGCUGGUGUUGGAGGAGGAGCACGAGAGAGUUUGAGGGGGCAGGACGAGGAGGGGAGCCGACGGCAGGGUACAGGAGUGGGGCGCUUUUCGAGCCCGGGGCCCGGGCCCAGAGAGCUCCAGGCCUUUGCCAGGGGAGGUGGCAUCAUUCUGAGGAUGAGGGCAUUGUGCCAAGGAGGGCAGUCUCUUCCAUCUGCUGAGGCCGGCGGUCCUCAGGAAGUCAGACUCCUGUCCCAGACCCUCAGGGCUGGGUGAGCCCUGGGGGCGUGUGUGGGGAAGCCCAGGGUCCAGCUGUGAGCAGUUGGAGAGGAGAGCCUGGGGAAUGGGGGGGGAUGGAGGACUAGGAUCCCCGAGAUCGAGUCCCCAUCUGAGGUCCGGAGAGUGGAAGCAGGGCCCCAAAGCUCCAGAAUCAGGUGCUGGGCGCUGGAGCAAGCAGAGUAUUCCAAACCACCCCCACCGACAGGGAGGGGGGAGGGGGCGGGGCCUCCCACCGCCUCCAUCGCCAGUGCUUCCCCCCUUGCUUGUGGGCAGAUGUCUUUCCUUAAGCAAAAGAAGCCCCAACUUGACAAAGGUCACAAGUAGACUUUGGUCCUAGGCCUCCCGCCACUCCUCCUGUAAGCCCGGGCAGGGACCAGGCAGCUGCCCCAAGCUCCGAGCUAGGGCUCCCCGACGCUUAGCAGCCAUCCCCGGUGGGCAGCUCCUUUGAGAAGGGGCCCAGGGGAGGUGUCCUACCCUGAGCAAACCCGAAGACCCCAAAGCUCUCUGCACCUCCUGCCCCUUCCCUGCACGGCCACUUAGACUGUAAAUCAGUAGGGAAGUAGGAGCCAAUUUGGCUGAUUUCUUUACACACGUUCUUUGAGGACCACCCAGGUUCCAUGGUGUGAGGAUACAGAGACUUUUGCACAGCGACAUGAAUGAAAAAUAGCACAUUGGGUUCAAAAAGCCAACGGCCCAAAUGGGCGAGAAGGGGCGCGUCUGGGCCGCUGCCGGCAGGGGUGCGGCAUGUGGCGGUGGUGCAGGGAGGCCGGGGCAGCUGAGGGGACUCAUGUGGGCACCAGAGUCCGGGGACCCGGGUCUGUGCGUACAAGGACUGGCUGAAGAAUUUGGGCGUGUUGGUUCUGGCCCGCAGGGGCCGUUCUGUGCAGGACGGAUCUUCUGUUCUGUGGCACCGAGCUGAGGAAGGACUGGCGGGUGACUCUCAGUUAGAGGAAAAAGAAAAGCUCUCCAUGCCUGGAGGUCUUUGAGGCAGAUGGGCUCCAGGGGGUUCCUACUCAGGAACAGUUGGUUUGCCAUUUCCUUCUCUAAAGUCCUCAUUUUACAGAUAAGGAAACUGAGGCAGACAGGGUGCCGUGACUUGCCCAGGGUCACACAGCUAGUCUGCAGAUCUGAGGCUGGAUUUGGCCUCAGGGCUUGGGCACUCUUUGCACUCUGGCGCCCCCUAGCUGCCCCAUGGUUUGCACCAGAUGACGCCAAGGCUCCCUGUAGCUCUGAGAUUCUGUGACCGCCACCUGCCCCAGGCGUGUUGGCUUGGGUGCAGGAUUCUGGUUCUGAAUUCCUUUCUUGGAACUCCAAGUUCAGGCAGCAAUCCUUUCAAGGAAUCUUCAUCCUCUCAUGGGUCUCAGGAGUCCUUUGGACACUGAGCAGGGAAGGGCUCUGGGAUCACUGCCCCCAGUGUACCCCAGGUCUGGGAGGAUUGGGGUGGAGAGCAGGGAGCCCUGGGGGGGGGCUCAGGGAGUCUGCCCAGGUGGACACUGCUAGCUGCCCCAACAAGAAAGGUGGUUUCCUAUUUUCAUAUGCAAAAGUGAUCGUUCCUGUCCCCUGCAUGUGAUGUCAGUAGCCAGCUGUGACAUAAUGUGGUGGGGGAUCUGGGGCCGGAGGGGUGCUCUGGGUUUGCACAGUGAUCGGCAUAUACUCACGGGGUUAGAGAAAUAAAAGAUAUUUUG